UAGUUUAAUAUCGAAUAUGGCCACAAGGUGGCGGACGUUAUUAUGAGUUUGUGCUUGCUUGAUAUCUAUUCUAUAUCUUGUCAAGGUUUAUGUAUUUUUGUGGUUCUUUGUUAAUUUGUUAACCUUAAUCAUUUGAAACAUUUCUAUAACGUGUGUUCAAACGUACAGUUUCUUAAAUAUUUUUCAUCAAACACUCUCAUCUUUGUGAACAAGUACAUUUUACCAUUUCUAUUCGAUGUAUACUCCGUUUGUUUGGCAAUAAAACUUUAUAUAUGAAGGAUCCUAACCUAUCACGAAACUUCCUGCACGCAUGUCAGAAUGGAGACUUAUCAAGAGUGGAAACUCUCGUAUCGAAGCACGACAUUCAAGAUUGGACACACUUCAGACACACGACUUCCGGUGACACUGCGUUACAUCUUGCCACCCGCGAGGGUCAUUUGAAUAUCGUUCGAUACCUAUGCGAGAAUUUCAAGAAACCAGACUUUAGAGUAAACGUCGCCAGUAGAGAUAUGAAAAGACCGCUGCAUGAAGCGGCGCAGUUUGCUCGUAGCGAUAUACUCAAAUAUUUAAUUGAAAAAGGUGCAGAUGUAGAUGCCUUAAAACGCGCUGAUUGGACACCGCUCAUGCUGGCGUGUACAAAAACCGGAAGUGAUGCCUAUAAAUGCAUCGUAGCGCUUUUAGAGGCAAAAGCAAAUCCGCUUUUGCGAAAUAAAGAUGGAUGGACGUCGUUGCAUCUAGUUUGUCGAUCUGGCGAUGAAAAUGCUUUUGAUUUGUUAGUAAAUAAAUUUGUUGAACGCAUCGAUGAUCGAAGCAAUAAUGGUCGUAGUGUUAUGCACAUUGCUGCAUUUCACGGUCAUGAGGGUUUAGUCAAUCGUCUUAUGGCUCUUAAUACGAAACUUUUGAACGCGCGUGAUUCCUCGGGAUCUACUCCUCUUCACGAAGCAGUUAAAGGAGGUCACCUAUCCGUUGCAAAACGAUUAAUUGAUUUGGGAGCUGACGUGGAAGCUAAAGACAACGCUAGUCAGACUAUUUUACAUAUAGCAGCUGUAAUUGGAAAUACAGAAGCUAUUAAAGCCAUUUUGAAAAAGUAAUUUCAGUAGGAGAUUUUUUAAAAUAGACAGAAACGAGACAAAUUUUAUUCAGA
Messenger RNA from Bombus terrestris (buff-tailed bumblebee), 1144 nucleotides. RefSeq names its product ankyrin repeat domain-containing protein 16. The transcript is spliced from 3 exons. The record is from RefSeq and is a predicted model, not a curated record. Gene Ontology annotation, molecular function: protein binding. Lineage: Eukaryota; Metazoa; Arthropoda; Insecta; Hymenoptera; Apidae. The coding region runs from base 273 to 1091 and encodes 272 amino acids.